UAUGAAACUGUCUUCAUUUCUCAUGACAAAACUUCCUUUGUUCAAAAGUCCCCUGUUUACAUAACCACAGGCAGUUCCCAAAAAAAUAAAACAAAGCAAAAAAACGUGGUUUCAAACCAAUAGUGUUUUACAACAAUGCAGUGCAUUGUCAAAAGCAAGAACUGUUUUUGGAAAAUGGAUAGUUGAAAAUUUGUUCUGUUUAAAUCCAAGCUUCUCAGCUAUUUCGAUAUUGUUUGCCUCUGGUAUCGUUCAUGAAGGAUAAUAGAUAUGGUGCAUUUGUGUUCUUUAGCUUUUCUCUGUUUUAUUACAUUAUUUUGUUUGUCAUCUGUGACUGCUGAGAAAAAAUUAAUGUGCUCCUCGGAAUAUGUUGAUAUUUGGUACACCUUUGAUGGUCCGUUGUAUUACCUGUCAAUGACUGGUGCCCCCUGCCAUUUAGGAGUGAAUUUGUACACUGUAACUUAUACAGUAAUCCCGAUGUUCACGAUCAGUCGCUGUGGAUAUCAUGGUGUUGUUUACUACAAAGAUCAGCUGUGGUUGGAUCAUGUGCAGCCAGAUGUUGCUUGUGAAGAUAUUAAAUUCUGUUACAUCAUCAAAGGAGAAACACUUCAUGACACCGUUCCAUUUUACGUGAAAAAGUUUUUUGGCCCUGAGGGAGGGAGAGAGAGAGGAGACAGGAGCCCAAAGCCGGGCGAGAGACACCCAGCUGAUGACGUCAGUACUACAAGCCCGCCCUCGCGUUGUACCACAUUCACAUCGUUUCACUCUGUGGGUGGGCGAACGAUCAUUAAAGGCUACAGAACUGCCAAGACCCAAGUGCGCCAUCUGAACACAUUUCAGCAGUAUAUGUUGCCUUGCAGAUUGCAGUUUCUGUAUAGACUGGACUCUGAGAUGAUGUCAGACACUGACUUGCUGAAAGAUGAAUGAACUUGUGCCAUGCAAAAGGUGACAAAGAACGUCAUCAGGCCUCAGAAUAGAAACACUGAUCCAUGUGGACAGUAUUUUACAACAAUGCUAACACAAUGAUUGCAGAAGUACAUAGCCUACCACUGUGGUAAGUUACUUAAAGCUAAGCUUAGCUGAUAGACUUGGGUGAUACUUGUCAGUUUUCAUAAUGUAUCAUUAUGGGUCAGAAAUUAAUGAUUUUAAUUUAAUAAUAUACAUUUUUGGUAACAUAACUUUUCUGCUAAAACAUCACUUUUAUGUGUCAUGCUUAUUACUAGCAUAUUGGCUGUUUAUUAGUACUUAUUCUGCAUGACCAUAUUUUUAUUUAUAUAUUUAUAUAACAACUACCUUACUAACUAUUCAUAAGCAGCAAAUGAAGAGUUUACUGAGGCAAAGGUCAUAGUUCACGAUUAGUUAAUAGUGAGAAUUGGUCUCCAAACUAAAGUGUGAAUAUAGAAUGCUAUUGUAUUUUCUGACGCGUCCUGUUACUAACAUUUAGAAUUAUUCUUAGUAACAGGUGUUGUGAAUGAGUACGAAAUAAAUCUUACAAUGUGUUUGAGAAAAACGCAUGCCAAUAGUGACCCCUGGUGUCUAUCCAUCAUGUUUCUACGCAAGCAUGUCCUUGUUCAAUGGCUAAA
Labeo rohita (rohu) is the source of this 1580-nucleotide messenger RNA. RefSeq lists its product as uncharacterized. Bases 268 to 924 code for a protein of 218 amino acids. Lineage: Eukaryota; Metazoa; Chordata; Actinopteri; Cypriniformes; Cyprinidae. The transcript is spliced from 6 exons. The record is from RefSeq and is a predicted model, not a curated record.